Molecule: messenger RNA, 1716 nt
Organism: Hirsutella rhossiliensis
Lineage: Eukaryota; Fungi; Ascomycota; Sordariomycetes; Hypocreales; Ophiocordycipitaceae
Exons: 1
Coding region: 1-1716 (571 amino acids)
Source: RefSeq, a predicted model, not a curated record
AUGGUAGCGCUGUGUGACGGAGGCCCAGGCCAGGCGGUCAUCGGCGGUUUCGAUCACACAAACCGGACCAUCGGACUGAUGUACGCAUGCUUCGUUGUGGACGUACGCGGCCCCGGCCGAGGGCAUGGGGACCCUGUCCGGGGGGCAGCGGUUGUUGCGCCGCCACAGACGAGCCGGCCAAAUCUGGGGGUCCGGUAUGAAACCACGUGGAAGUGGUCCCAGAACCUGUUGGAACCGGGCGCCGGGGUCCGGGUGAACCACACGGAAGCCCACAAGUUCGCCGUCGAGCCCUGGGGCGCAGGAAGGAGCGGAACGACCGACGCAUGGUCAGGCCGCUCCGUUUGCGACCAGUUCGGGGCUGUGUCGGUAGUCUACGUGUGCGGGUUCAGUGGUCUAACGGAGCUGGUCCACUCCUGCAAGGGGCGGCGGGGUCGAAUCAGGCAAUUCGACAUGUUCGGAAACGUGAUAGGUAACAGCGGGUUAGUGAUGUCCUGCCAUGCCGCCGGCAUCCGCGUCCCCCGUCAGAAGUUUGAUCCGGAUGGCCUUGACCGUUGGACCGGCCACGCGAGGCUUUACCCCCCCGACGACUCGAGCCUGCACACAGACCUCGGGCACAAGUUCAUGGAGCCUGCCAGGAUGUCCCUAACAGCAGGCGCCGCGAACCCUGCGUCGGGUGUGAACGACGAGGAAACCAUCACCAAAACCUGUGUGGGGGGCAGGUGGGUACCCGUCAACGCGUCCGCCGACGCCACGGUGCGACGGAUCAACCUAAAACUGCGGCGCCAGUUGGGCCUCAACAGCGAGUCGCUGACCAGACUCGACGCAAACGUGUCCAGCUGGGAGAACAACUGCGCCCGCCGUGGGGUGCCAUACGUCAUCGUCGCCUGUGCAGUGGGACCCCGCCUUUCCUACUGGACUGUGUGUUCGAACGCUGGGGAGUCGACCUACUGGAACCACGUGGGAAUGCCAGGGGUGGCCGCCACUGAGGGGGGCGGUGUACUCUACAACUGCCGGCCAGUUCGGGUUAUAGCCCCCAAACACGGGUGGGGAGGAAAGGCAGGGCCAACAAAGUUACCCGGCUGGCACUGGAUCUCGGCCACGGGAUCGCGCCCCCUCGUAUUCCCCGGCGCGCACUAUGUGCGGAGCAAGGCCGGGGAGGCGGAACGCCCGCCCGACGCGAAGGUCGUCCAGGCGGUCGUUGCCCAACCCUGGCCUGUAGGCCAGGGCACCGCCCGAGACCGGUGGGAUUCCGCGUCUUACUGCGAGCGAGCGGGCUUGCCAUCACUCGUCUAUCGGUGCGCGUUCGAUGGGAUUUAUGAACCAAUCUUCUUCUGCAGGGACAAGCUCCGUGGGUGGUGGUACGACGGUUUCGGGAACCAGUUGGCUAGUGACGGGUACAUCCACUACUGCCACGCAGCGGGGAUACGCGUGCCAGCGCGCCGUUACAAGCCCGACACCGUCGGCGGCGCUUGGUUGGCCACGCGUAAGCCUGGCGUCUGGCGGGACCUCGGACACCAUCCCACCGAGGACAACGCUCAUGGUUUCGACUCGAGCGACUCGAACCCGUGGCUGGCCCGCCGGCCAAAAUUCGCCAACUGCACCGGCGCGCCGACGAGCCGGGAGGCAAAAAAGGGGGUACACGUCCGCCAGGGCCCCCCCCCCGGGACGCAGGGGCCAAGGCAACCCGCUAGUCGCAGGUCGCAAGCUGACCCCUAA